AUGAAUGAGCAAUCAGUGAAGACAAGAAGAUCCAGCCGGCAGACAGCUCAACCAAAGCCUCCACUUUCUUACAUUGCACUUAUAUCAACAGCGAUACUCAGCUCUCCUCGUAAAAAGCUCACGUUGACCGAAAUAAACAAGUACCUCGUGGAUAAUUACGAGUUCUUUCGAGGAAGUUAUCAGGGCUGGAAAAACUCGGUGCGGCAUAACCUCUCAUUUAACAAGUGCUUCGUGAAAAUACUGAAGGAUCCAUCGCGUCCAUGGGGCAAGGACAAUUACUGGACAGUUUUGGUGGAUUUAUUGGAAGAGUACAUUAAAGAAGACGGGAAUUUUAGGCGCAGAAGAAAACGCCAGCCUCGACCAAAAGGAAAGGUUGAGCCAUAUGACGUCACAGAGGGAUUCAACGUUAAACACACGACACAAAACGAAAAAAAGAACUUCGAUAUCAGCCCCAGCCCAGACGUAUUGACCCAAAGCAAGGGAAAUAUAGAUCUGAACAGAUUUUCCAUCGAUAGGCUACUGCAGGUGGAAGAUGAAGUUCGGAAUGACGAUAAAUUUGGCUAUCAGAUGUUUGGUGGCCCUACAACUGCGUUUCAAGGUAUGAUAUCCAAGGGUAAAAAGUAA
Messenger RNA from Porites evermanni, 624 nucleotides. The record is from the annotation of a GenBank genome assembly. Lineage: Eukaryota; Metazoa; Cnidaria; Anthozoa; Scleractinia; Poritidae.